Molecule: messenger RNA, 433 nt
Organism: Vitrella brassicaformis
Lineage: Eukaryota; Vitrellaceae
Source: the annotation of a GenBank genome assembly
AUGGAUGCCAUGAUAGGGGUCGAUGCCAAGGAGCAGAAUUCAGCCGAAAAAAAGGCCAAGAAAAAGAAGAAAAAGGACAGGGAGACCGCUGAUGAGAAAGGAAAGUUACAAAAAAGCAAGGUAUUAAGGUAUUGUUGCAUGGGCCCAGGCUGACAUGAUGCAAGGACUGUGUGUUUGGCUUUGGUGUAUCUCUUAGAAGAGUGACGAGGAUAGCGACGCUCCAGCAGCAUCAAAACGCGUCGUGAAUCAUCGGUGCCUCCCGCGGGACACUGAUAUGGCGGAUGGUACGAAUGACAAGUAAGGCACGCACAUAAGGAGCGAAGCAGAAGGCCAGAGACCGUAUUGAUGGUCAUGACUUUGAUGCAUGCAUUGAUGACUGUGAUGCUGAUGCAGACUUGGCGCAGUGAGGGAGAUGAGCGACACCAGUGACUGA